Prunus persica (peach) is the source of this 1953-nucleotide messenger RNA. RefSeq lists its product as uncharacterized. Gene Ontology annotation, biological process: protein desumoylation. Gene Ontology annotation, cellular component: nucleus. The record is from RefSeq and is a predicted model, not a curated record. Gene Ontology annotation, molecular function: deSUMOylase activity. The transcript is spliced from 6 exons. NCBI's taxonomy places the organism in Eukaryota, Viridiplantae, Streptophyta, Magnoliopsida, Rosales, Rosaceae. Bases 131 to 1741 code for a protein of 536 amino acids.
UGUCUCGGCAGAGUCAAUUCCUUCUUCAUGUGGUGAUCUUGAUGAGUUGAACAAGGUGGUAAGCUUGUUGAGGUCCGAGUUGUUUCAAGUAAAGCGGGAAAAAGACGUCAUUCACUUAAAGGUCAUACGGAUGGAAAAACUGUUGGACCAAUGUUUAGGUCCUCAGUUUGAGCAGGAAGUAAGGAGGGACCUAGCUUUACUGAAACAGAGGACGAAUCGUUGUGUCGUCUCACAUCCAUUUAAGGGAUAUGGGGAAAUGGAUGACAUUCAAUGGGAUGAAGGGCCAAGUAACAGAAAUGAGGGAGAGGAAAAGGAAGAUGAAGGGAUUGAAGGGGGUGAAGGGCCAAAUAAUAGAAAUGAGGGAGCACAUAAGGAAGAGGAGGGGAUUGACGGAGAGGAAAAGGAAGAGGAGGGGAUUGAAGGGGGUGAAGUGCAAGGAAAACCAAGUGAGGUAGAGGAAGGGCAAAGGAAAAGAAGUGAAGGAGAGCAAGUGCAAGUAAAAAGUAGCAAAGAAGCCCAAAGACAGAGCAGUGAGGGAGAGGAAGUGAAAAGAAAAAGCAGUAAGGGAGAGAAACUGCAAAGGAAAAAAAGGGAGGGCAAGGAAGUGAAAACACAAACAAGUGAGGAAAAGGAAGUGCAAAAAAACCAAUGUGAGAAAGAAGAUAAUGAAGUUAUGUUACUUAGGGGUGACAUGGGCGAGAGCACGGAGGGGACACUGCUUGAGUUUACUGUCGGGGACAUUGAUUUGGAUGAACCUACAGCUGUGCUAUCUCAGUUGAACGUGUGGUUGAAUGAUAAAAGUAAAGCUCUGGCACAAGGGGUCCAAUUACGGAAAAGGAAGAGGAUCAUUCCUUUGUGGAAGAUCGUUGAAGGCAGUGAAUUGGUUCCAAAAACUGGGGCACAGACAACCGGACUGAAGAUGUUAGACCCAAUGAAGGCGAUUCCGCAUGAUGAUCUGGUGAAAUUGCUGAAACUUUGUUGGGAAUGGCGCCAGGACCCAAAUUUGGUGAUGCAAUUUGGCAACGUGGAAGCUGAGAUUGAAUUCUUCGCUUCCCUCGUGAAAGCUGAUGGUUGGCUGAAAGGAGAUCACAUUGAUUUGGGGUUGUAUCUCAUCCGGAAGCGACAACAACAAUUGGAGACAGAUUCGGUAGAAGUAGCGGACUGGACAACGACCGAUGUUUUUUUUAUGAAUCACAUUCGUACUUGCUUUGCGGAUAAUAAAAGAAAAAAACAGCAGCUUGGGUGGAAAAUCAGAAAAAGUUUACUAAACGUUGUAAAUGGGAAGGUUCCUCCGUGUGGGUUGGAUUGGCAGACCGUCUAUAAGGUGUAUACCCCAUUUAUGUUGACGAAGUACAAGCAUUGGGUGGCUGUAAUGAUUGAUCUGGUAUUGUGUGAAAUCAAAGUGUACGAUUCAAAGGUUUCACUAAUUCCAGAUGACAUCGUAAAGGAAGAACUCGGCCCGCUAUCAAUUACGCUUCCAAAUCUUCUCAACACCAUCGACUUUUAUGAAGAAGGUGUUUAUGCAAACAAUUGCAGCCGAGAUUGGUGGUGUCCGUGGCCAAUAGAGCGUGUGGAUGUUCCACAACAGUCUAAUGAAGGCGAUUGUGGCAUGUUUGUGUUAAAGUACAUUGAGCUUUUCAGCGCUAAGCUUCCGUUAGCUACUUGCACCUCGCACAACAUGCCUUUUUUUCGGUUGAAAUUGGCUGCGGAGAUAACAAGGGGAGAUGCUUACUUCCCAUGAUAUUGGUUGAAGAUGACAAAUGGUACAUGAGAAGGUUUUGGGAAUGUCCAUUCUCAAACUAAUGUAAAUACACAAUAGAGACGUACGGGUCCUUAUCGAAUUCUACCGCUAACUCCUUCAUGACAUUUACAUGUUUGUUAACCAAACUGCAUUGAAUUGGAAUUUUAAGACUGCAUAUGUAAUUGGGAUUUGAAGAUGGCUUUUUAAGUGUA